AUGAGCUAUGGGAGCUGGCCAGACUUCCUGGUAAUUACAACAAGGAUGAGGGACAUCGUCGAAACAACGAUGAUAGGAAUUGGGAAAGCGACAAGCAGCAUAUCUGUUGCGGCAUCGCAGGCACCCAUGGCCACCAGCCACAAGAAAAAGGCGGAUAAAAUUCAACAUCAACUGAAAGGAACGUCGCCAAGUCUGCGCGGUGAGUCGCGUAAGGAAUUCAGUAAUGUCUUCUGGGAAAAGGACCUGAGUUCGAAGAUACCGGCCGAUGACUCGGACAAAAAUAAUAGCGAGGGAACAUCCAGUACACCACCAGCUAACCAGGAGAGUGGGUAUCACAUCCCAUCUGGUCAGCUCGUCAGGCGCACUGCUCGAAUACAUUCGAGUAACGAUCCUCGGUAUAGCAUCCGUCAGCACCAGAUCUUGUCGACAGAAGAUCAGAGCGCCAAUGGUAUUUUAAGCCUCACCCUGAUCCGCUUCACGAAGCGGCACCAAGAUUAG
Messenger RNA from Histoplasma capsulatum G186AR, 498 nucleotides. RefSeq lists its product as uncharacterized. The record is from RefSeq and is a predicted model, not a curated record. Bases 1 to 498 code for a protein of 165 amino acids. Lineage: Eukaryota; Fungi; Ascomycota; Eurotiomycetes; Onygenales; Ajellomycetaceae. The transcript is spliced from 5 exons.